This is a messenger RNA of Gordionus sp. m RMFG-2023, 2196 nucleotides long. RefSeq names its product galanin-like G-protein coupled receptor npr-9. Gene Ontology annotation, cellular component: plasma membrane. The transcript is spliced from 2 exons. Gene Ontology annotation, biological process: G protein-coupled receptor signaling pathway. The record is from RefSeq and is a predicted model, not a curated record. Gene Ontology annotation, molecular function: G protein-coupled receptor activity. Bases 316 to 2196 code for a protein of 626 amino acids. NCBI's taxonomy places the organism in Eukaryota, Metazoa, Nematomorpha, Gordioida, Chordodea, Parachordodidae.
CUCUCCCAUAUCCGGCUCUCAAAUAAUUUUAUCACCUGACUCGUAAAUAUUUUUGGCCAAGCCCGGUCGAGGAAUGUUUAUAUUGUAUUUCCAAUUCCUGCUUUAUUUUCGAAUUCCGUUCGAUAAAGGAUUACUAUUACAAAAAUGGAUCCUCAUUAUUUAAAAAAAAGAAGAAGAAAAUUCGACUAAAAAUAUUUAAAGUACAUUUUAAUAAAUUUCUAAUGGAAAAUAAUUAUUAAUCAUUCUAAGCAUCCACCAAAGAAUAAUGAUAAAAAAUUGAACGAAAUUUAAUCAAUAAAUCAAAUCUGUUCGAGGAUGAGUCCUCUUUCAGAAUCAUUGGCCAAUAUCUUGAAUGAUCACAUAGACAACAUCAAUUCCACCUUGAUUCCCGAUAAAUAUCCCUUAAACCGCUCACUUUUUAACGGCACAAGGAAAAAAGUUUUAAAUAAUAUAGCUUAUAACCUCAGUUCGGACUACGACGAUUCUUAUGACCCUUACUCCGAAUCCGAGGAAUACAGUGAAACCCGAAACUUUGAACGUAUUUUAUCCAUAGUCGUCCCUUUGAUAUUCGGGUUGAUAGUGGUCAUCGGACUGGUAGGAAAUUCGCUCGUCGUUUGCGUCGUGCUGCGCAAUCGCCAUUUUAGGAGCGCCACCAAUUUGCUCAUAGGAAGUUUGGCCGUAGCUGAUCUCUCUUUCGUGCUGAUCUGUGUGCCAUUCACGGGAACCCAAUACGCACUGGCUCAAUGGCCCUUCUCGGAUUUGUGGUGCCGAUGCGUGCAGUACAUGAUCAACGUGUGUGCCUAUGCCAGCGUGUACACGCUCGUUUCCAUGUCGGUCGUGAGAUACAUAGUCGUGGUAUAUCCCAUGAAGAGCAUGUACCUUUGUACAACACGGCGUACCAUCAAGGUAAUCUUGGCCGUUUGGGUCAAUUCUUUCUUGCUCAAUGUUCCGGUAUUCUUCAUUUUCCACAAAUACAAUUAUGAAUUCGGAGGCCAAAAUCGUUCGGCUUGCAUAAUGAUGAAUACCCAGGCUUCCCGAACACCGCCCCAGAUAUUCUACAGCGUAUUUUUUGUGGGCACAUUUGUUGCUCCUAUUAGCGCUAUUUGCGUGUUAUACAUAAUUCUUUUGAGGGCUCUUUGGGGCAAAAAUAAUCAGGCCCAGAGGCCACUUCCCAAUAUACCUCAUAGCGUGAUUAAUUGUCAUAUGAUAAAAUCUAGACGAGCUAAACUAAGUCCUAAGGAAAAUGCCCUUGCAACGCUAGACAAAUCUUACCACAAUGACUCAUGCUACCAAUCCUUUAGCAACGAAGUGAUUGAAUAUAAAAAGACGUCCAACACAGCAAACGCGUUCCCGCUAGCCGUGUUAACCAAAACAGGGAACAGCGCCCACCUUAAAAAUAAACGCAAGGUUACUAAGUUAACAGUUAUCGUCGUCGUCGUAUUCGCGCUUUGUUGGUUGCCCAUCCACAUUAUGCUUCUAAUUCAGUACUAUUCGAAUCACGAAUUUGGACCAGCGUUUCAGCCCAUCUUAGUCGCUGCUAACUGCUUGGCCUAUAUGAACUCAUGCAUGAAUCCCAUUCUUUACUCGUUUCUUUCCAGAAGUUUUUACACAGCGUUCUUGGAAUUGUUGUGCCCCGGACUCGUAAAAAGGAGGAACAGAGAAAAAUUGUUAAAGAAAAAAAUCAGAAAAAAGUGUAAUGGCAUUCAAAAAAAAAGUUACGCGUAUUCUAAACCUAUUAAAUUGUUGAAUCCUGCGCCCAGCGAUUCCUUGCCAUCGGACAACUAUGUUAAUAACAGUUCCUCCGAAAUUAAAUUUCAAAUCCCGAAAAUCCAUGUCAUUCAAAAUUCGGUAAAACGUGAUGAAAAUCUCUGUAUACCUACCGUAUCCAAAAAUCAAGUACCACCCGUAAAAACUAUGGUUCCAACAUCGGCACCCAUCAUAUCUGGCUCACCCAGCUGCCUGACUAUUUCAUCCAAUUCUUAUUAUUCGGCAAAAUCGAAUAGCAAUAAAAAUACGGCUUCCAUUAAAGAUGAUUCCCAUUAUUCAUUAUGCAAUAACCAUUUCAAUACAUUCGCCUAUGAUGGCAAAAAAUUUAAUUCGAUCCCAAAUUUCAAGACCAAUACAGUCAAUUCGAUAUGUCACUCUGCGUCAGAUAAUAUUCCUAACAUUAAAGAACUUAUCGAAACAACUAUUUGA